UACUAGAACGAAAGUAAGCAGUCGGUAGUUCUGCAAUUCAAAGUGAAUUUAGACUUUCUACACUUUGCGAUUCCUUUGCUAUAUGUAUUAACAAAUUUAUUUAUUGUCUACAUUUGAAAACAGAGAAUAACAGUCUUUAUCUCUACUCAUCUUUUCAAAUUAAAGCGUCUAGAAUUCUGGCCAAGGUGUAGACUUACUUUGGUUGUUAUUUCGUAGCAAUUCAGAAUCAUCUGACAGCUCCUGCCAAAAUCACGGGAAAUCAAACAAUUCCUCAUGUGCAUUUGCAAGCAAUGAAAUCCUGUUCUUCAAAAUAUAUUAAUCAUAAAUGUAUCAUUGUGUAGAGCAUAACUGCUUUUACUGUCUUUUUCCAACCACCAAACUAUCAUUCAGUUUCAACAAUGGAAGCUAAUAAAUAUAUGGAGAUGUGGACAAUCUAGUUAAAAUUUCAAACAGUUUAUUACUUUAAAAUUUCGAUAUCGGAAAGCAAAAUUUAAUUUUCUUGUUAAUUUGAUAUAAAUUUUUACAUUUUUUGUACCGGUACUCUUUUAAAAGAUACAAUGAGUUUCAAUCGAAUACAGCGGACAAAGAAUGUACUUUUUUAUAAUUUGACAUGUACAUUUAUUAUUGUAUUGGUGUUAGUAACAUUGCUGACACUCAGACCAUGGAAUAUUAAACAAGGAGAAGAAUUAUUUGCAUUUCGUUAUGUGGAAAAUUCUCCUGAAAUUCAAAUAGUUUCCUCAGCUGUGCAAGCUAAAAGUCGGGAUCGAGAUUGCAAUUUCUUCAAUUGCUUUGAUGUGUUCAAAUGUGGCUAUUCUGGGAAGAAACUAUCUGUCUAUAUAUAUCCUAUUAAAAAUUUUGUUGAUGAUAAAGGAGUGCCUAUUUCUGUGCCCUUUUCUAUUGAAUUCAUAGAAAUUUUGCGAACUAUAUAUAAUAGUCCAUACUAUGAAAAAGAUCCAAAGAAAGCAUGUAUAUUUGUUCCUUCACUUGAUCUUUUAAAUCAAAAUAAUGUACGUUUGAAGGAAACUUCUCAAAUUUUGUCGUCGUUGCCAUAUUGGAACUCCGGAAUCAAUCAUCUGCUAUUCAACUUUUUACCUGGCAGUGUUCCUGAUUAUAAUCCUGUGCUUGAAAUAGAUUUAGAUCAUGCAAUGAUUGCUGGAGCUGGAUUUUCUACUUGGACGUACCGUAAAACACAUGAUAUCAGCAUCCCAGUUUUCAGUUUGCUUGGACAUCCAUUUGAUUUGACAACUUGCAAAGAAGGCUCAAGACAAUAUUUGGCAACAUCUGCUCAAAAUAAUAUUCACUUUGAAUAUCGAAAUGAACUUGAAGAUCUUGCAGAGGAACAUCCUGAAUUACUUGUUCUCAAUCGAUGUUCACAAGGAAAUAUAACUUUACGUUGCAGAGGUGGUGAAACAUUCUCAUAUCCUGAAGUUCUUGAGGAAUCUACCUUUUGUUUGAUCAUACGUGGAGCUCGAUUGGGACAAACAGUUCUGUCUGAUGCCAUGAAAGCUGGCUGUAUUCCUGUAAUAGUUGCAGAUGGCUAUGUUUUGCCUUUUGCUGAGAGCAUUGAUUGGCAGAGGGCCAGUAUAUCUGUGUUCGAAGAAAAUCUUGCCGAUCUCAUACACAUUCUUAAGUCAGUCUCUGAUGAACGAAUUUCUGAAAUGCGCUCCCAAGUUUGUUUUCUGUGGGAAAAGUAUUUCAGCUCUGUUUCUCAUAUAACAAAUGCUGUUUUAAAUGUGCUGAAUUCAAGAAUAUUUCCACAUCAUGCUCUUACGUAUGAGGACUGGAACAAUGCGCCGGGCGAGGUUCGAGUCUCGCCUCCUUUAUUUCUACCUACAAUUGCUCCUAAGUCUCAAGGAUUCACUGCAAUUGUAUUAACAUACGAUCGCUUGGAAAGUUUAUUUCAAGUGAUUCUGAAAGUUGUGCAAGCUCCUAGUUUAGCAAAAGUGCUUGUAGUAUGGAAUAAUCAAAUGAAAUCCCCUCCUCCUGCUUCUAUUUGGCCAAAGAUCAACAAACCACUGAAAGUAGUGCAAACUAAAGAGAAUAAACUUAGUAAUAGAUUUUACCCUUAUGAUGAAAUUGAAACAGAAGCUGUGUUAGCUAUAGAUGAUGACAUUGUGAUGUUAACUGCUGAUGAGUUGGAAUUCGGUUAUGAGGUCUGGCGAGAGUUUCCCGAUCGAAUUGUUGGGUUUCCUUCAAGGGUUCAUCUGUAUGAUAAUGCAACUAAAAAAUGGAAAUAUGAAUCUGAGUGGACUAAUGAGAUUUCAAUGGUUUUAACUGGUGCUGCAUUUUACCAUAAAUUUUACAGUUAUCUGUAUACUAAUUCGAUGCCUGGAGAUAUCAAAGAAUGGGUUGAUGAUCACAUGAAUUGUGAGGAUAUUGCCAUGAACUUUUUAGUGGCUAAUGUUACUGGAAAAGCACCAAUAAAAGUAACUCCAAGAAAGAAAUUUAAAUGCCCAGAAUGUACAAAUGUUGAAAUGCUAUCUGCUGAUGUUAUUCAUAUGGCUGAACGUUCUGAAUGUAUUAAUAAGUUUGCUGAAAUAUAUGGUGUAAUGACUCUCAAAACCGUUGAAUUUCGUGCUGAUCCUGUUCUGUAUAAAGAUAAUUUUCCAGAAAAGCUGAAGCGAUUCAACAAUGUUGGUAGUUUGUGAUUUUUAAAAGAGUCUUCAUUUGUGGAGUUAUAGAACAAUUGCCAUCCUGUAUUAUUGCAUUAUUUCGUAGAACGCUUAUUUUCUAAGUAUGAAUCAUAUGUUCAUUUUAUUGUUGAUCAUUUCAUGCAUAUAUAUCAUAUUUAUGGUGUUCGUUUUUGUUGUUAUUUAUACUGUUAAAAAUGUAAUACCUUCCAGUGGAUAGUUUAUAUCUAAAAUGGAUCUCACUCUUUGGAAAUAGACUUUUCAAUCACCUGAAUGCUAAAAACAAAUAAAAAAAAUCACUUUCUUGUCAUGUACAUAGAAAAUAUUCCGUUAAAAUUUAUAUUUAUCAACAUUAUUGAAUUUAAAGAACUUGGAGUAUAAAUUCUUGAUAUGUGCAUUUUAGAAAUAUUUGUAUGCAGCAAGUGGUAUUAGUUCAGUAACUAAAAAACUAAAAAAUUUUGCAAAUAUAUUGCAAUAUUUGCAAAAUAAGAGUUUCCAUCAAACAUAUCUGACCAUUAAUAUCUUUAGACCAAAUCGCUAUUUUAUUUAAAAUAAUUUGGAUAAUAAAAGUUCAAUACAAUAACUGUACAAUGAUAAUUGAUAUUUAAAGAUAUUUUAAACUAAAAUUACCUAAAAUAUAUCAUACAUUUAUGCAUAUCUAGCUCUGCUAUAUACUAUAAAAGAAAAAUGGAAGAAUAAGUAAGUAGAACAGUGAAUUAAAUACUUUUCAUUUAUUACUGGCAUAUAUUUUAUGUUUUAGUAUGGAAACGUACUAAAACAUAAAAUGCUCUUAACCAUAGUUAGUAGGAAUACACAUGGAAGAUUUUUUGUUACAUUAAUGAAAAAAGUAAUUCUUUCUUCAGUACUAUUUAAAAUUGGAAAUAACUUAAUGCAAGAAUCACAUCGAAUAUACUGAAAAAUUAUAAACAUGCAACUCUUAUAAAACCAUGUUUCUCAUCAAGAAGAAAUAGAUUUUCCAGACUUCUCAUAUUGUAUUGAAAAUGCUGUCUCAUACAUCACUUUUUUUUGGGGGGGGACUUGUUUAAUGUCACAAUCUUAUAAAAUUAUAGUAAAAUAUGAUAGAAUUUAAGCACAGUUUCUUUAUUUUUCAUCUCUACAUUUUCUGUAACCUUAUUAUUGGAUCAAACAAAAAAUAAAUGUUGGAAAAAGGGUUUAUAUAUUAAAAAUCACAUUCCUUUUUUGAGGAUCUCAAAACAUUUUAUCUUGUUUCACUUUUUCACCAGUGUCUUUUUUAAAAGUCUUGCUACUUUCAUUUCUAUCUUCUCCCUUUGAAAUAGGAAAGCACAUUAAUGUAGAAAUUUUGAAUUGCUCUAAAUUUAUAAGUAACCAAGCUCUAUCCGAUAUUUAUUUUACUUCAUGCAGUUUCAAUUGUAGAUAAGAUUUAUUAUAUGGAUUGUUUACUUUUCCUUUUGGGCUUGCUAAAAUUAAUGAAAUUUUUUCCACUGGUUUAAAAAGAGGUUUAUAAAAGCUUGUCAAACAGAAUUCUUUUGAUUCUUCUGUUUCCACAAAUAUGAUCUAAUGCUAAUUAGCUAAUGAAUUAGUGACGAUUCAAUAAAUUGUACUGCAGUGUUUUUAAUCUUCUUACAAUCAGUUUGUUGAAUAUAUUUUGUGAUAACUCAAAUAUAAAGUUUCAUAUUAAAAAAAUAAUUUACAUUGUGAUAUUAUUUAAUUACAUUCUUUAAUACAUAUCUUAUUUUCAAGAAACAAUAUGUGAAUUAAUAAAUAAUAUCAUUCGAUUUUUGUUUCUUUAGUAACUUCAUAUCUUAUUAAGUUAUAUGAUCCUUUUAGUUUAACUAAGUUUUAGGCAUUUUCGUUUCAUGUUGCUUAUAUAUAGUUAUUUUAUUUAUUGUAUCUUUUUAUUUAAUACUAUAUAUGUAAUUUUUUUAUUUAAAAUAUCUUC
Molecule: messenger RNA, 4551 nt
Organism: Argiope bruennichi
Lineage: Eukaryota; Metazoa; Arthropoda; Arachnida; Araneae; Araneidae
Gene: sotv
Product: exostosin-2-like
Exons: 10
Coding region: 558-2648 (696 amino acids)
Cellular component (GO): membrane
Molecular function (GO): glycosyltransferase activity
Source: RefSeq, a predicted model, not a curated record